Molecule: messenger RNA, 3618 nt
Organism: Beta vulgaris subsp. vulgaris (sugar beet)
Lineage: Eukaryota; Viridiplantae; Streptophyta; Magnoliopsida; Caryophyllales; Amaranthaceae
Exons: 5
Coding region: 887-3442 (851 amino acids)
Source: RefSeq, a predicted model, not a curated record
AGUGCACAGCAUGAGUGUCAGUUGUGAGUUGUGUCCCUUUGCUCUCCUUGGCUCCUCCAUUCAUUUUCUCCCACUUUCUUCAAUCACAUCUUGAGAGUGAUUUUUCUCAGAUUCUUCUUAAACCUCAAAAUUCCCUCUCAAACAAUUUUAAGCAUAAAAUUAACUUUAAUCUUGUACUACAGAUACACAAACAAUAACCAAAAAUGCAACCUUUCUUUCAUAAUUAAUUCAUCAUCAUCCUCACUUUUAUUUUAAUCAUACCCAUAUAAUUCCCUCACUUUAUUGCUAAAAGAUUUCCUUGUCCCUCUCUCAAUCUCACAUUAUUUUUUCUAUGCAAACCUUACCAGACAAAACCCCACCAAAUCUAACUCUUCAUGUUCUUAUUCUUCUUCCUCCAUACUUCUUUCUUUCUUUUUUUAUUCUAAUACUUUAUGUUUAAAUGAAUUUCUCCAUUAUAUUUUCUAAGUAAGUUGUUAUACUUAUACUAUAAUAUAGUCUUUAUACACCCUUUGAAGUUUGAAGUCAAUAUAUAAAUAUUUAUUAUUUAUCCUCCUUAUGUGGAUCUCAGUCACACUUUCUCACUAAUUUAUUUAUUUUUCCUAAAUUUAUAUUCUAAAUUUUCAUUUUUGGGUUAUGGGCAGAUGUUAUUUUAGAAAAAGAUUGGUUUUUUUUUGGUGGGUAAGAAAAUAUAUAAUUUGAGAGUAGCAAAAGUGGGAAUUAGGUUUGAUCAAUGCAGAAAAAGCAGUUGAGAGGAAGAAGAAAGACAGUCAUUUCAAGUGGAGUUGACAGUGCUGAAGGAGUAUUACAUUGAUCUGAUGCUGACAAUUUUGGAAUAAUUUGGUCAGAUUAAGCUGCAAAUAAAAAUUGGUUGGUGGGGUUGUAGAAUAUGCCUCAAGACAAAAGAAGAUCAAUUAGUUAUAGAUCAUUUUUAACAUGUGAUGAUCCAAAAGGUGUUGAAUGUGGGGCAAUUAGAAAAUCAAAGAUCAAUUCUCAAAAAAAGGAGCAAGAUAAUAACAUCAUCAAUAAGGUUGAAGCUGGUGUAGCUAUAAUUAUUAAGGAGGAGAGAGAAAUAAAGGAGAUGGGAAGUAGAAAGAUCACAAGAGGGUUAGAAACCCCUGUAUCUUUUCAGCUACUAGAGGUAUCUAAAGAAGCUGAGAAGUUGAAUCAUGUGAUUAACUCUUGGUCUAAUGAGAAGAAGUUAAAGAAAAACCAACAUAAAAAUAGUAUUAUAGCUAAAGAUUUGUUGAGAGGAGCUCUUGAGCUUCAAGAGUCUAUAGCUAUGCUUGAAAAAUUGCAAGAAGCAUCGAGUUAUAUGAUGGGGUUGUCGCGAAAACAAAAGCAAAAACUCGAGGAAGGAACGUUCGAUGGCAUGGUUAGUGGUGUAAGGGAGUUUCAGAGACCUAGGAAAUCAUUUGAUGAGAUGAGGAAUGUUGUUAGAGAUAGUCUUCUUAGGCAAAAUAUGAUAACAAAUCCUGUAUUUGAGGAACAUUAUUAUGAUCAUAGAAAGAUGGGUUCUCCUGAUAUGAUGCCUUCUACAAGUUCGAGUACUCAAUCAUCGAUGGUCUAUUCGAGUAAUUUUGUUCCCUCAGAAUCUUCGGUCUCAUCAUCAACGUUUUCUAGAAGUAAAAAGGAAAGAGACUCGAGUUUGAUAGUUAAACUUAUGGGUCUAGAAACAUUCCCUUCGAGUCCUAGGAAACAUGGGGAAAGGGAGAAAAUUCUGAAUCUGGCAAAGCCUUUGUAUGAUAUUGAUUCUCCCAAGGCAAGGAGGCCUCAGUUAGGUGCUCAAGAGGUGGGUAUGAAGCAAAGAAGUGUAGAUGAAAUACUUGAGAAAUUGAAAUUCAAGGGUUUUCUGAAAAAUAAUUCUGUGAAUGGUCUGACAAUUGAUUCACCGGAGUCUGAAGUUUUCGCCUCGAAUAAUAGCCGAGUUGAUGAAAGAACGCCUAUUGUUGUUAUGAAACCUCUGCGCUAUCCUUGUAUAGACCUAGAUGAGCCAUUUAAGCUGAAGUUUCAGGGAGACAAUGUCAUGAGAUCAAGAUACAGUAGAGGAUCUUAUCAAGCAAGUGUCAAAAAUGAAGCUGGAAACUUCAGUGAGAAGUAUGAAACAGUUGGAGAAGUUAAUUAUGAAGAAAAAGCCAAGUCCGUAAAAAAGGUUGCAUCUGCUAAGGCAAAACCACAGAAGAAGCAAGCAGAAGUGAAAAAAGCAGGUGAAUCUGAGAGGGUUAUGUCUCCUACUAGAAGGAAAGUUGAAGUGAAGAAAGAUGUAAAAGCAAGUGAUCAGUUGAGUUCUCGAGACCAGGAAAAGUUCAAUGCAGCAAAGAUUAAAAAGGAAAAAGAUGGAAAAUCUAUUUCCAAAAACCAGAUUUCCAGUCGACAAAAGACUACUACGACUUCCAUGUUGGAUCAAAGGAAACGGGGAACAUCAGAACGAAAAAAGAACAGACAACCAGCUGUAGUUCUUGAGGGAAAGCGGAUCCACAAAGGUGAAAACAAUGAAAGUGAAGCUUUCCAUAGGAAGGAUAUUGAUUCAGCGGGUGAGAAAUGUGUUUUGCCCACGAUAAACAACAUAAUUGGUGAUAACAACAACAACAUUACUGAAAGGUGUCAAAAUCAGAUCAGAGAUUAUGAUAUUGACUACCAGUAUAACCUGCGAGAAACUCCCGGCAUUUCGUAUCUUCCAAACGACAAGAAGAUUUCACAUUUUGAUGACAAUCAAAGCUCUUAUUCUGAAAUAACAUCAGUGUCUACCAGCGAAUGUUGCAAUGUAGAUCAGCUCGAUGAGACUCAGAGUCCUCUUCAUGAAGUUACCUUAAUAACUACCCAUGAAAAUGGUAUUGCAGUUCACCAUGAUACUAAUCAGGAAGUAACAAAAAGCCCAGAAAAUGGCCUGGAAUCACCCAGAAAACCAGAUGAUGAAACUUCGGGACAGUGUCUCAAUCCCCAUAUGAAGCUAAAAGCAUUGCUUUUAAGCAACUCAUUGUUUAAUACCCAUGUAGAGGAGCUCUUCAAUAUCCAAGUCAAUCCCGAUUCAACUCCAAUAUUAGUUGAUGAAAGUGAUCAAGAUUUAGAGAACACGAGAUUACUGAUAGAUUGUGCAAACGAGGUCUUGGAACUCAAGAGCUCGCAUUUUUUGCUAGCAUAUGUGCCUCUUCCACGAACCUACACAAUGAAAUCACGUGAGUUUUUUACGUUGGAUUGCCUGAUGGAGGAAGUAUGCAAUGCAAUUAAGGAUUUAAGAUGCUAUUCGAGGCCGAAAAUUGACGAGUUUCCCUCAGACGAUCUCUAUGAUUUGCAAGACCGAGAUUUGAGGUUCAAGAGUGGAACAUGGGCAGUUGGUUGGAGAAGUAUGUGUACUCAAGAGGAAGUUGAACAAGUUAUAGGUGAAAUUGAUAAGUUUGUCUUAGGUAAGUUGAUUGAGGAAGUUCUUAGAGAUUUUAUGCUAUAGUUCAUCCUACAUUUUGCUUCCUUUAGUUGUUUUUUAAACCUUUAUGAGAUUCAAAUAGAAAGUGGGUAUAUGCUAAAAUUUGUAAAUAAGGAUCAUAUUGUUGAUACAACAGUUGGUAGGCCAAGCAAAGGUGUCUUUUCCCUGAUAAAUAAAUAUUUCAUUGAAUGAUUCUUUAC